AUGGAAAUAUUAACUCAAUUAAACUCUUUUUGUGAUGCAACUUACAGUGAAAUUAUAUAUGAUAGUGACAUCCAUCCAAUGAACCGUAACCACUUUGCUUUUAGUGUAGCUGGUCGUCAUAAUGUUGGUAUCAUUAUAAUAACAGACAAAGGAUAUUCCUUUGGUUCGUAUGUCUCUCAAGUUCCACAAAUUCCAACCGUAAAAAGAUCUUCUAUUUCUGAAGGAAAAUCGUUUAUAUUUACUUUAAACUCUCCAACAAUUCCCCCAACAAAAUUUGAAAGGACUGAUUAUUGUAUUCCUCGUAUGACUGUCGACCAAUCGCUGGAAAUUUAUAAAUACGACAAGAGCGAAUCAAUUAGAUACAACUUCGCUAUUAACUACGCCUUUGGAUUUUGGGACAAUCAACUCUUUAAAGAUGAAUCGGGUUAUUUGUACUUCGGAAUUGAAGGUUCGUUUGUUGGCAAACCUACACACGAGGAUUUGACUGGAAUUAAACAACGAAUGCCUUCAGCUAAUUCGUACUUUCCAAUUGCAAGAAUUGUCGUGGUUCAAUUUUACUAA
Entamoeba invadens IP1 is the source of this 561-nucleotide messenger RNA. RefSeq lists its product as hypothetical. The record is from RefSeq and is a predicted model, not a curated record. Lineage: Eukaryota; Evosea; Mastigamoebida; Endamoebidae. The coding region runs from base 1 to 561 and encodes 186 amino acids. The transcript has a single exon.